AUGUAGUUUGCUUAAUCGCAGCCGUUUAUCGUCGCCUUUCCGGAGUUUUUCCGUGCCUCCGUCGAUUCGCUCCAUCCAUCGAUCCCAUUCUCGUCGCCCCUCAGCCGCUGCUCCGUGUCCCACCGCCGAUACAAUCCUCGUCGCCCCUCAGCCGUCGCUCCGUGUCCCAUCGUCGAUUCGAAUCCCUCCGCCGAUCCCAUCCUCGUCGCCCCUCUGCCGCUGCUCCGUGUCCCUCCGUCAAUCCAAUCGUCGUCGCCCCUCUGCCGCUGCUCCGUGUCCCUCCGUCAAUCCAAUCGUCGUCGCCCCUCUGCCGCUGCUCCGUGUCCCUCCGUCAAUCCAAUCGUCGUCGCCCCUCUGCCGCUGCUCCGUGUCCCUCCGUCAAUCCAACCGUCGUCGCCCCUCUGCCGCUGCUCCGUGUCCCUCCGUCAAUCCAAUCGUCGUCGCCCCUCUGCCGCUGCUCCGUGUCCCUCCGUCGAUCCAAUCGUCGUCGCCCCUCUGCCACUGCUCCGUGUCCCAUCGUCGAUUCGAAUCCCUCCACCGAUCCUAUCGUCGUCGCCCCUCUGCCGUUGCCGUCAAUUCGAAUCCAUCCACUCCUCGUCGCCCCUCUGCCGCUGCUCCGUGUCCCUCCGUCAAUCCAACCGUCGUCGCCCCUCUGCCGCUGCUCCGUGUCCCUCCGUCGAUCCAAUCGUCGUCGCCCCUCUGCCACUGCUCCGUGUCCCAUCGUCGAUUCGAAUCCCUCCACCGAUCCUAUCGUCGUCGCCCCUCUGCCGUUGCCGUCAAUUCGAAUCCAUCCACUCCUCGUCGCCCCUCUGCCGCUGCUCCGUGUCCCUCCAUUGAUUCGAAUCCCUCCGCCGAUCCAAUAGUUGUCGCCCCUCUGCCGUUGCCGUCAAUUCGAAUCCAUCCACUCCUCGUCGCCCCUCUGCCGCUGCUCCGUGUCCCUCCGUCGAUCCAAUCGUCGUCGCCCCUCAGCCGUCGCUCCGUGUCCCAUCGUCAAUUCGAAUCCCUCCACCGAUCCCAUCCUCGUCGCCCCUCAGCCGUCGCUCCGUGUCCCAUCGUCGAUUCGAAUCCCUCCACCGAUCCCAUCCUCGUCGCCCCUCUGCCGCUGCUCCGUGUCCCAUCGUCGAUUCGAAUCCCUCCACCGAUCCUAUCGUCGUCGCCCCUCAGCCGUCGCUCCGUGUCCCAUCGUCGAUUCGAAUCCCUCCGCCGAUCCAAUCGUCGUCGCCCCUCUGCCGCUGCCGUCAAUUCGAAUCCAUCCACUCCUCGUCGCCCCUCUGCCGCUGCUCCGUGUCCCUCCGUCGAUCCAAUCGUCGUCGCCCCUUUGCCACUGCUCCGUGUCCCAUCGUCGAUUCGAAUCCCUCAACCGAUCCUAUUGUCGUCGCCCCUCAGCCGUCGCUCCGUGUCCCAUCGUCGAUUCGAAUCCCUCCACCGAUCCCAUCCUCGUCGCCCCUCAGCCGUCGCUCCGUGUCCCUCCGCCGAUCCAAUCGUCGUCGCCCCUCUGCCGCUGCCGUCAAUUCGAAUCCAUCCACUCCUCGUCGCCCCUCUGCCGCUGCUCCGUGUCCCUCCGUCGAUCCAAUCGUCGUCGCCCCUUUGCCACUGCUCCGUGUCCCAUCGUCGAUUCGAAUCCCUCAACCGAUCCCAUCCUCGUCGCCCCUCUGCCGCUGCUCCGUGUCCCUCCGUCGAUCCAAUCGUCGUCGCCCCUCUGCCGUCGCUCCGUGUCCCAUCGUCGAUUCGAAUCCCUCCGCCGAUCCCAUCCUCGUCGCCCCUCAGCCGUCGCUCCGUGUCCCUCCGACGAUCCAAUCGUCGUCGCCCCUCUGCCGCUGAUCCGUGUCCCAUCGUCGCUUCGAAUCCCUCCGCCGAUCCUAUCGUCGUCGCCCCUCAGCCGUCGCUCCGUGUCCCAUCGUCGAUUCGAAUCCCUCCGCCGAUCCUAUCGUCGUCGCCCCUCAGCCGUCGCUCCGUGUCCCAUCGUCGAUUCGAAUCCCUCCACCGAUCCCAUCCUCGUCGCCCCUCAGCCGUCGCUCCGUGUCCCUCCGACGAUCCAAUCGCCGUCGCCCCUCUGCCGCUGCUCCGUGUCCCAUCGUCGAUUCGAAUCCCUCCACCGAUCCUAUCGUCGUCGCCCCUCAGCCGUCGCUCCGUGUCCCAUCGUCGAUUCGAAUCCCUCCACCGAUCCCAUCCUCGUCGCCCCUCAGCCGUCGCUCCGUGUCCCUCCGACGAUCCAAUCGCCGUCGCCCCUCUGCCGCUGCUCCGUGUCCCAUCGUCGAUUCGAAUCCCUCCACCGAUCCUAUCGUCGUCGCCCCUCUGCCGUUGCCGUCAAUUCGAAUCCAUCCACUCCUCGUCGCCCCUCUGCCGCUGCUCCAUGUCCCUCCGUCGAUUCGAAUCCCUCCGCCGAUCCAAUCGUCGUCGCCCCUCUGCCGCUGCUCCGUGUCCCAUCGUCGAUUCGAAUCCAUCCGCCGAUCCAAUCGUCGUCGCCCCUCUGCCGUCGCUCCGUGUCCCAUCGUCGAUUCGAAUCCCUCCGCCGAUCCAAUCGUCGUCGCCCCUCUGCCGUUGCCGUCAAUUCGAAUCCAUCCACUCCUCGUCGCCCCUUUGCCGCUGCUCCGUGUCCCAUCGUCGAUUCGAAUCCAUCCGCCGAUCCAAUCGUCGUCGCCCCUCUGCCGUCGCUCCGUGUCCCAUCGUCGAUUCGAAUCCCUCCGCCGAUCCAAUCGUCGUCGCCCCUCUGCCGUUGCCGUCAAUUCGAAUCCAUCCACUCCUCGUCGCCCCUUUGCCGCUGCUCCGUGUCCCAUCGUCGAUUCGAAUCCCUCCGCCGAUCCAAUCGUCGUCGCCCCUCUGCCGUUGCCGUCGAUUCGAAUCCAUCCACUCCUCGUCGCCCCUCUGCCGCUGCUCCGUGUCCCAUCGUCGAUUCGAAUCCAUCCGCCGAUCCAAUCGUCGUCGCCCCUCUGCCGUCGCUCCGUGUCCCAUCGUCGAUUCGAAUCCCUCCGCCGAUCCAAUCGUCGUCGCCCCUCUGCCGUUGCCGUCAAUUCGAAUCCAUCCACUCCUCGUCGCCCCUUUGCCGCUGCUCCGUGUCCCAUCGUCGAUUCGAAUCCCUCCGCCGAUCCAAUCGUCGUCGCCCCUCUGCCGUUGCCGUCGAUUCGAAUCCAUCCACUCCUCGUCGCCCCUCUGCCGCUGCUCCGUGUCCCAUCGUCGAUUCGAAUCCAUCCGCCGAUCCAAUCGUCGUCGCCCCUCUGCCGUUGCCGUCGAUUCGAAUCCAUCCACUCCUCGUCGCCCCUCUGCCGCUGCUCCGUGUCCCAUCGUCGAUUCGAAUCCCUCCGCCGAUCCCAUCCUUGUCGCCCCUCUGCCGCUGCCGGCAAUUCGAAUCCAUCCACUCCUCGUCUCCCAUUUGCCGCUACUCCGUGUCCCUCCGCCGAUAGAAUCCUCGUCGCCCCUCUGCCGUUGCCGGCAAUUCGAAUCCAUCCACUCAUCGUCGCCCCUCUGCCGCUGCUCCGUGUCCCUCCGUCGAUCCAAUCCUCGUCACCCCUCUGCCGCUGCUCCGUGUCCCAUCAUCGAUUCGAUGCCAUCCCAACCUCGUCGACCGACCGUUUUUUCUGUAUCCUGUUGCAACCUCAGAAAUCUCCCUCCGUCACAUUGA
Caenorhabditis sp. 36 PRJEB53466 is the source of this 3619-nucleotide messenger RNA. The record is from the annotation of a GenBank genome assembly. Lineage: Eukaryota; Metazoa; Nematoda; Chromadorea; Rhabditida; Rhabditidae.